This is a messenger RNA of Nicotiana attenuata, 1596 nucleotides long. RefSeq lists its product as uncharacterized. Lineage: Eukaryota; Viridiplantae; Streptophyta; Magnoliopsida; Solanales; Solanaceae. The record is from RefSeq and is a predicted model, not a curated record. The coding region runs from base 1 to 1596 and encodes 531 amino acids. The transcript has 4 exons.
AUGACUUGGCUUGCUGAAGGUGAUAGGAAUACAAGCUUCUUCCACAAUCAUGUCAAUGACAAAAGAAAGAAAUUACAAUUGAAUGGGAUCAAAACUGGCAAUGGGGUGUGGAUUGAUGAUCAAGAGCAAUUGUCUACAACUGCAGUGGACUUCUAUCAAAGACAGUUCACAAAUGAAGGUGAUGCCUCUGACUUUUCUUUGCUCAAUAAUGUACCUUCCAUGGUCACUAUGGAUCAGAACUUGGAACUUAGCAGAAUGCCAACAAAUGAAGAAGUUAGGGCAGCAGUUUUUGAGCUUGCUGGGGAGAGUGCUAGUGGUCCCAAUGGAUUCACUGGCCUAUUUUAUCAAACAUGCUGGGAUGUUAUUGGUGCUGACAUACACAAUAUGGUGCUACACUUCUAUGGAGGAGCUUCAUUGCCUAAAUCCAUCACUCACACCAAUCUAGUGUUGCUGCCAAAGAAACCUAGAUUUGAGACCUUUUCUGAUUUAAGACCUAUUAGUUUGAGAAAUUUCAUUAACAAGGUCUUGUCUAGGGUGUUACAUGAUAGAUUGGAGAGAUUUCUGCCAUCUCUAAUAUCUCCAAACCAAUCCGGAUCUUCCUCAGGGUUCUUCAAGUCUACAAGGGGUGUGAGGCAAGGGGAUCCUCUAUCUCCAGCUUUGUUCAUUCUAUUAGCUGAGGUACUUUCUAGGUCUUUGAAUAAGCUCUUUGAAGACAAGUCAUUUGUGGGAUUUGGAAUGCCUAAGUGGUCUGAUCCUUUAAACCACUUGGCAUAUGCUGAUGAUACCAUAAUCUUUGCAUCUGCUCAUCCUUCCUCUUUGAGCAAGAUUAUGUCAGUGUUGGGAAACUAUGAGAGGAUAUCAGGCCAGAUGAUCAACAAAGAUAAGAGUUCAUACUACAUGCAUUCAAAUGUUGCUAAUGGAUUGUUUCAGGCAGUUGGAGCUAUCAUUGGAUUUGCAAGAGAAGGAGGAAAUGAGUAUUAUGAGGAUCUUAUCAAGAAGGUGAAGGAUAAAUUGCAUUCAUGGAAAGGGAAGCUACUGUCAUUUGGAGGAAAAGCAACGCUCAUCACUAGUGUGUUGCAAAUUAUGCCAAUUCAUAUGUUAUCAGUCCUUGAUCCACCAAACAACAUCCCGGAGCAUCUACAUAAGAUCUUUGCUAGGUUCUUUUGGAGCACAAAGGAAGAAGGGAGGAGCAGACAUUGGGCUUCUUGGCAAAAUCUUUGUCUUCCUAAAGAAGAUGGGGGUCUAGGUUUUAGGUCCUUACAUGAUGUCUCAAGGGCACUGUUUGCUAAGCUAUGGUGGAGGAAAAAAUUGGGUAUCAACACUAGGGAAGAAGUGGAACAUGAGAUCUUAUGGGAAUUGAAGAGUGGAACAACUAAUAUAUGGCAUGAAAACUUGACUGGAUUGGGAGCACUAUAUCAUGUACUGCCUGAAGACUUUCCAAUCAAUGAAGAUCUUCAGGAAGUGGCAGAAUUGAGGCAAGGGAAAGCAUGCGAUGAUCAGUUGCUAGAUCAAACUUUCAAUGAAGAAAUUGCUAAACAUACUAGGUACAAUGUGCACUAUGAAGGCAGUGAGGAAUACUGGGAUAUGCCAUACUAG